Myxozyma melibiosi is the source of this 1410-nucleotide messenger RNA. Its product is annotated as proteasome subunit alpha. The transcript has 5 exons. Gene Ontology annotation, cellular component: proteasome core complex; nucleus; proteasome core complex, alpha-subunit complex. Gene Ontology annotation, biological process: ubiquitin-dependent protein catabolic process; proteasomal protein catabolic process. Lineage: Eukaryota; Fungi; Ascomycota; Lipomycetes; Lipomycetales; Lipomycetaceae. The record is from RefSeq and is a predicted model, not a curated record. The coding region runs from base 247 to 999 and encodes 250 amino acids.
UGGCUGAUGACAAUACUCCCUGCUCUGUGAUCCCGCACACUUGUCCUGGUUUUAUAUAUUUCCGCAAUCAUCUUGUUUGAGAGAUAUAGUCAGCUUUACGUUCUGAAAGAAGAAACAGAUAAGCUCGUCUGCAUACGGAAUUCAGACAGACAGGAAGACACGUCAGCUUUAGUCGUUUGAUAUAAUCGUGGUUUCUCGUUGAGCAUCAGCCGAUCUUGAUCUAAUCCAAUAUAAUCGAAAACAACAAUGUCGAAUAGCGCAGGCUUUGAUCGUCACAUCACGAUCUUCUCGCCCGAGGGACGGUUGUAUCAAGUUGAAUACGCGUUUAAAGCGGUUACAGCUGCAAACAUCACAUCGAUUGCCUUGCGAGGAAAGGAUUGCGCGGUCGUGAUUUCACAAAAGAAGGUGCCUGACAAAUUGCUUGAUCCGGAGUCGAUCAGUUAUAUCUUUCAGAUUUCCCCCGGCAUCGGAGCCGUCUUGACGGGACAGAUCGCUGAUGCGCGGGCUGCGGUGACGAGAGCACGGUCAGAGGCCGCGGAGUUUUGCUACAAGUACGGCUACGAGAUGCCGGCGGACGUGCUGGCGAAGCGGCUUGCAAACAUCAACCAGGUGUACACACAGCGCGCGUACAUGCGACCGCUGGGGGUUGCGAUCACGCUUGUGUCUGUGGACGAGGAGUUUGGGCCGCAGCUGUACAAGUGCGAUCCGGCGGGGUACUAUGUUUCGUACAAGGCGACGGCGACGGGACCGAAGCAGCAGGAGGCGAUGAAUUACCUGGAGAAGAAGUUGAAGAAGAAGGAGUGCGCGGAAGGGGAAUGGGAGGCUGUUGUCGAGCUUGCGAUCACGGCGCUGUCGAGUGUGCUGAGCGUUGAUUUCCGGAAGAACGAUAUCGAGAUUGGGGUUGUGGUGAAGGGCGACGAGGGCGAGGAGAGCCGGUUCCGGAAGUUGACGCCGGACGAGAUUGACGAGCGGCUGGUUGCUAUUGCCGAGAAGGAUUAGUUAUUGUUGUUGCGUAUAGUUAUUGUCGUUAUUAGAUAAGAAUGAAUAAGGGACAAUGAUCCUGACCGCUACCAAGAUGCUGGGAUCCAGUUAGGUUUAAAGGUUCGUUGUAGCCUCAUUCUGCAGAGAAGAGGCCGCGGUGGGGUUUUCCUGCGUUUUUAACGGUCUUCAUAGCAGUGGAGUAGUUUAUAGAAAAAGAAUUGAGUCAUAGGAUACGGUGCAGAUAGAAGAGGCGAGUUUGCAUUAAUCAAAUAGUCGAAAAUGGCAGCUGCAGCAGCGGGUCUACCGAGACAGGUGGUGCGCGUCAUGUAUGUAUGUGUAUGAGCAAACAGCGUCAUGCGGUGUAGAGUUUUGAAUUACAAAGCAGAAAGAUGAGAUAGAAGAGUAAUGAAUUAAGAAGAUAGCAAAAAA